This is a messenger RNA of Ambispora leptoticha, 691 nucleotides long. The record is from the annotation of a GenBank genome assembly. NCBI's taxonomy places the organism in Eukaryota, Fungi, Glomeromycota, Glomeromycetes, Archaeosporales, Ambisporaceae.
AUAGACAAUUUGUCGAAAUUGUGGAGAAUGUGGAAAUGAAAUCCUUGGACUUGUUUAUGAGCCAUUCACAAUUCUCGCCUGUGGACAUAUCUACCAUAGAAGAUGUAUCGAGAAAAAUUUUCUACUUACAUAAUCGAACAUAUGUCCCACUUCUAAUUGCAAUAAAUCUGUCGAGCCUGUGGUCACCGAACGAAGAUUUUCUCAAUCGUCUCAAAGAAGAUGAGGAAAUGAGGGAUGUCGAGGGUAAAGGUGAAUCCAGGAAUUGUUCCAAGUGUUCUGAACGUAAGCUAUGUCCCGAAUGCCCAUCUAUCAACGAUCUGGAAAAAGAAGGAUAUUAUAUCUCGCCUACUGUUUUAGUCAACGAAACACCCAAGAAAAAAAGGAAGAUUCAAGAAGGGGAUACUCAUAAAAGUAGACCUAAAAGGGCCACAAAACCAAAAGCAAUCAUUCAAGAGUUAUCUGUUGCUUCAACCAGCAGUGGACCAUCAAUCAGCACUCCUUCUGAAACCACCAAUAUUGGUGAAAUAUCUAAUCAAUUCCAUAAAUUAUACUACGACGUUGAUAUUGCUGAAAAGAAGGGUGAUCAAGAGAACCGGGAUGUAAUUCAAUGCUACUUUCGGUUUGGGAGAGCUCUGCCAGAACGACUUGCUGUAUUGUUAAAAAAUAACCCUCCACAGACAGCGCAUACAAA